CCUUAUUUUAACAUGUUUAACAAGUUUCAGACACAUGAACAAUGAAAGAGUUUACAGUCUGAGAGUGACGGAGGUGUACCUUGUUUAAAUGUGAUGAGAGAGUGUGUGGGUGUGUAGUAAACAGGUUUACAGGGAUAUUUAAGAGCAGAUAUCAGAGCUGUGCUGCGACGACAAUGAUGAAGAUGAUCAACAUACUCAGUGUAGCUUUUUCCAUCACUCUUCUAGUGAGAGGGUAUGAUGGACAACUGAAUGAGUGUGGCAGAACACCUCUCAACACAAGGAUAGUUGGAGGACAGAAUGCAUCAGCUGGUGACUUGACUGACUUGACUUGACUUCACAGGGGCGAUGGACAUUUUUGUGGUGGAUCACUCAUCAACAAUGAAUGGGUUCUGACUGCAGCUCACUGCUUUAAAGAUACUUCACUCAGUGGCCUAACUGUGUACCUGGGCCGACAGACACAGGAAGGAACAAAUGCAAACGAAGUGUCCAUGAGUGUCUCUCAAAUCAUAAAACAUCCAGGCUACAUUGACAACAAAAAUGACAACGACAUCGCCCUUCUGCAUCUGUCUUCACCGGUUUCAUUUACUAACUAUAUCGGACCAGUCUGUCUGGCUUCAGCAAACAGUACAUUCUUCAGCAGCACUGUAAGCUGGGUCACCGGAUGGGGAAACAUUCGGACAAACGUUUCCCUGCCCUCACCUCAAGUUCUACAGGAAGUGGAAGUUCCUGUUGUUGGAAACAGGCAGUGUAAGUGUCUUAAUGGAGUGUCGACGAUCACAGACAACAUGAUAUGCGCCGGACCACUAGAAGGAGGGAAAGACUCCUGUCAGGGUGAUUCUGGCGGUCCUUUGGUCAGCAAACAGGGCUCAGUCUGGGUCCAGUCUGGAGUUGUGAGCUUCGGCGAUGGUUGUGCUUCAGCUAACUUGCCCGGUGUGUAUGCCCGAGUGUCUAAAUACCAGAACUGGAUCAAUGAGCAGAUCACCACCAACCAGCCAGGCUUUGUUACGUUCACCUCCAAUGGUACCGACGGUGACCUGGCAAUAAGCUGUCCUGAUGUGCCUGCCAUUACGACAACCACUGCCUCCACUACAGCUACAACUACAACAACUACAACCAUCGCACAGUGUGGCAGAACACCUCUCAACACAAGGAUAGUUGGAGGACAGAAUGCAUCAGCUGGUGCUUGGCCAUGGCAGGCCAGCCUUCACAGGGGCGAUGGACAUUUUUGUGGUGGAUCACUCAUCAACAAUGAAUGGGUUCUGACUGCAGCUCACUGCUUUAAAGAUACUUCACUCAGUGGCCUAACUGUGUACCUGGGCCGACAGACACAGGAAGGAACAAAUGCAAACGAAGUGUCCAUGAGUGUCUCUCAAAUCAUAAAACAUCCAGGCUACAUUAACAACAAAAAUGACAACGACAUCGCCCUUCUGCAUCUGUCUUCACCGGUGUCAUUUACUAACUAUAUCAGACCAGUCUGUCUGGCUUCAGCAAACAGUACAUUCUUCAGCAGCACUGUAAGCUGGGUCACCGGAUGGGGAAAAAUUCGGACAAGCGUUUCCCUGCCCUCACCUCAAGUUCUACAGGAAGUGGAAGUUCCUGUUGUUGGAAACAGGCAGUGUAAGUGUCUUAAUGGAGUCUCGACGAUCACAGACAAUAUGAUAUGUGCCGGACCACUAGAAGGAGGGAAAGACUCCUGUCAGGGUGAUUCUGGCGGUCCUUUGGUCAGCAAACAGGGCUCAGUCUGGGUCCAGUCUGGAGUUGUGAGCUUCGGCGAUGGUUGUGCUUCAGCUAACUUGCCCGGUGUGUAUGCCCGAGUGUCUAAAUACCAGAACUGGAUCAAUGAGCAGAUCACCACCAACCAGCCAGGCUUUGUUACGUUUACCUCCAAUGGUACCGACGGUGACCUGGCAAUAAGCUGUCCUGAUGUGCCUGCCAUUACGACAACCACUGCCGCCACUACAGCUACAACUACAACAACUACAAACCAGUCAUUGUCAGAGUGUGGCAGAACACCUCUCAACACAAGGAUAGUUGGAGGACAGAAUGCAUCAGCUGGUGCUUGGCCAUGGCAGGCCAGCCUUCACAGGGGCGAUGGACAUUUUUGUGGUGGAUCACUCAUCAACAAUGAAUGGGUUCUGACUGCAGCUCACUGCUUUAAAGAUACUUCACUCAGUGGCCUAACUGUGUACCUGGGCCGACAGACACAGGAAGGAACAAAUGCAAACGAAGUGUCCAUGAGUGUCUCUCAAAUCAUAAAACAUCCAGGCUACAUUAGCAGCACUAAUGACAACGACAUCGCCCUUCUGCAUCUGUCUUCACCGGUUUCAUUUACUAACUAUAUCAGACCAGUCUGUCUGGCUUCAGCAAACAGUACAUUCUUCAGCAGCACUGUAAGCUGGGUCACCGGAUGGGGAAAAAUUCGGACAAACGUUUCCCUGCCCUCACCUCAAGUUCUACAGGAAGUGGAAGUGCCUGUUGUUGGAAACAGGCAGUGUAAGUGUCUUAAUGGAGUCUCGGCGAUCACAGACAACAUGAUAUGUGCCGGACCACUAGAAGGAGGGAAAGACUCCUGUCAGGGUGAUUCUGGCGGUCCUUUGGUCAGCAAACAGGGCUCAGUCUGGGUCCAGUCUGGAGUUGUGAGCUUCGGCGAUGGUUGUGCUUCAGCUAACUUGCCUGGUGUGUAUGCCCGAGUGUCUAAAUACCAGAACUGGAUCAAUGAGCAGAUCACCACCAACCAGCCAGGCUUUGUUACGUUCACCUCCAAUGGUAUCGACGGUGACCUGGCAAUAAGCUGUCCUGAUGUGCCUGCCAUUACGACAACCACUGCCACCACUACAGCUACAACUACAACAACUACAACCAUCGCACCUGUAGUGUGUGGAAGUGCCAAACUGAACACCCGUGUUGGAGGAAACAGCUCUCUCGUAUCUCCGGGUGUUUGGCCAUGGAUGGCCAGCCUGCAGUUUAACGGCAGUCACGUUUGUGGAGGAACGCUGAUUGCUGAACGGUUUGUCAUGAGCUCUGCCAGCUGCUUUACCAGAUCCACCAAUGCCUCUCACUGGACUGUGAUCCUGGGCCGUCUUAAUCAGAAUGGCUCCGACUCCACUGAGGUCUCUACACAAGUGGUGAAUAUCACACUCAGCAGUGGUACAGGUGAAAAUGUUGCAGUCUUGCAGUUGGCUGUCGCACCAAAGCUCACAAAUUUCAUUCAGCCUAUAUGUGUGGACAUGGGAGACAAUACCUUCAGCGCUAACACUCAGUGCUGGGCGGCAGGAUGGGGCUCAGGAGCAGGAGUAAGUCAGACUCUUCAGGAAUUCCAGACCUCUGUUGUGAGUUGUGGAAACUCAUCCUUAAACAACAGUAUUUGUACAAGUUCCUUGAACUUACAGGAGGGUGAUCAGGGUGGUCCGCUGAUGUGUAGCUGGGUCAGUCAUGGAUCCAUGCUGCUGUUUUGACAUUACAGAGCAGCAUACAAACUAGCAUUUCAAGCAGCAGCAGCAGCUCUAACACAAGCUCCAGCAACAGCACUCUAGCAUCCCGCUCUGCUCGCGCUCAAGAUGUCCAGGUCUUCACUAAAACCUCCAGCUUUAGCUCAUUCCUGACAUCUGUUGUGGGUUCCUUCCCUGCAAAAGCCACAAACUCCACAAGUUCAACUACAAGUGCAAGUUCAACUACAAGUGCAGCAGCAAACAAGCCACCCCAAGGUGCCUCUAGUGGGCCACAAGCAUCUUCUUCCUUCUGUUUUACCGUUUCAGUCCUCUUGCUGGCACUUACAGCUCUUAAAAUCUUUCAAGGCAUCAGCUGAGUCUUUUGAGAUGAAUGUGAAUGUGUGUGUAAUCAUGCAAUAUGAAAAUCUUUUGUGGGG
Molecule: messenger RNA, 3865 nt
Organism: Cyprinus carpio (common carp)
Lineage: Eukaryota; Metazoa; Chordata; Actinopteri; Cypriniformes; Cyprinidae
Product: transmembrane protease serine 9-like
Biological process (GO): proteolysis
Molecular function (GO): serine-type endopeptidase activity
Source: RefSeq, a predicted model, not a curated record